GAUUUGGCUUUGUGGAGAGCACAGGGGCGGGACGCCAUAAUUUUUGUUGAUCGCCGCCGUCACCGCCGCAGACUUUGGUUUUGUUAGAUUGUUGUUUAUUUUAUUUUAUUUGGUAGUUGUCAGUUAUUUGCCUUUUGUUUAAUCAACCUUCAAACGAAGCGUAUUUGUGUUGGCAUUUUUUUUGUUUGAUUAAGGCAGUGCGUCGGACAGAGAGAGACCCGACUCCGAGCUCAAGCGACUUUUUUGGUUCUGUCGCUACAGUACUCAAAGGGUGCUCAGGUGAGAAACAUCAAAUAUAGACAAACAACACUUCUGUUGGAUAGUAGGUAAUCCCCCGGAGCUCCUUUUAAGACACAAAUGGUUAAAGCCACAAACCAAACUAACCUCAAACACAAACUGCAACUGAGAGCUUACCUCAUACUUGAGCUUUUUCACCUCGCUGCAGAGAGCAGCAUAGACUGUGAUGACUUUGUUCAGGACCUGCACAAACAGAAUGCUUAUUACUAAAUAAGGAAGACUUAACAACAAGAGGAAAGUUCAAUAGUCGUCUUUAUUUACCUUGUUGUCUGUUUUGAUUAACUCCAGUAAAGAGGACUGUUCAUAUGGGAGGAGCUGAAAGAAAGAAGAAAGUAGUAGUACAUGAGGAGAACAGUGUUAUCUCUUCAGGGUGAUAUUCUGUUGGUGGUUUUUGGAGUAUUACCUUUAGAGCGAUGGGAUCCAGAGUAAAGUCCCAAACCUCCCCGAUAGAGUCGUCUAGAGCCUCCUCGAUCCCCCUCAGCUGAGAGGUGUACUCUUCAAGAAACCGGCUGUAGUUCUUCAGCUGAACCUCGAGGUGUAUUUCUACAGGAUUAAAUGUUUGGUCACUUCAGAGGGUCUGAUGCCAGAUUCAUGACUUACAGAUUCACGUUAAAGUGCUUCUGCAGAUGAUUAGAAGCAGAACAACUAUGUUGUUAAAAUACUGAAUAAAAUGUUUGGUUUUAAAUUUUUGGAAACUUUCUUUUACCAGUAAGUAAAAUCACCACAACAUUUUAACAAUACAUCAAAACUCCCUUGAAUAUUUGCAAAAGAUAGCGAGACACUAACAACUAUUUAAUUCACAUUUCAGAACUGAGUGUUUCUGUCAGUUGUUGAAGCCGCUGUCACCAAAAUGAAAGGUUAUGUUAGCCACACAGGUCAAUAUGUAAAAAUGCUUCUCCACCUAAUAAUCCUCAUCAAAAUAAGAAUGAUUUUUUCAAUGAAUGAAAAACCUGUUUUUGUUUUGGUCUACAAGUAUUAGUCUAUCAUUUGGCACACUUCACAGAAGGCUACAUGACUGUGUAAUCUCACAUCUUCAUGGGAUCUUUGUGGAAAAGCUCCACAUAUUUAUGCUUCCAAACUUGACUGCAUGUUAGUUGAUUGUAAUUCCUACUCAAUUAUCUCACCAGGCAGAUCUUUAGUUACUGUGGGGAAGCCUUACAAACACUUCAUGUCAACGAUAAAUCCAAACAUCAGUAUAUAUAAGCAUGUUUGACAAAUUUUGAGAAGCAGAUGGAUUAUUUUGCAUGUGAUGGUCAAACUAUGAAGACAAUAAAAAACUCCGUUAGAAUCAGCUGGCGUGUGAUUUGGGUGCAGAUUGGUAGAGAAGUGUAUACUAUACAGUCUAUGGUGUAUACACACGGAUCAAAACAAUGCAAUCUACUUGAAUGAAUGUAACAUUAUGCUCUCUUCUGUAUGACAAACUAAUCGUUCAGAGAUUAGAGCUCAGUGUUUCUAAAAAAUACUUUUCUCAUCUGAGAUCCGAGCCAAAGCAAACGAGAAAAACUGUAACCUGUCAGACUGAUCAGCUGUCUGACUGAUGACGGUGAUUAAUGCCUGCUAACUUUGUUGUCACGUUACUUCCAAAAAGAUUAUUUCAUAAAUAAAACACUGUCCCGAGGAUGCCGUGUGUGAAUAGUUAUAAUGCUACUAUAAAUACUCCCUAUUAUGAGUUCAUUUGCCAAGUGUUUGUUUGCAAUCAACAUUAGCAGAUGUUGUCUUUCAGCAAUUAGACGGAGCCCGAAGUCAAUGCAUCCUGCUAAUAACGGAAGCUAACAGUGCAGGUAGCGUAACGUCAGUUCACUUUAGCACGUCAGGUACUUACUCUGUGAACCGUCAUCAAAACGGUCAAACUCCCAGUCAGGUGCGAUGGUUUCCACAGCCAUGGCGCCGGUAAAUAUGACCAAAAUCCCCGGUGUUAAAAACUGGAGCAAUACAGUCCCAUGAUGGGUCUCAUGAUUUGUAAAAUGCCGCUAGCGUUCAUGGGAAAUGAAGUCCAGGAGCCAUAUACGUGACAAACUUUCUAAACAACUGUCUAAAAAAGAGUAUUAAGUGUUAUGGUUCUCAACAAGAAAUACGUAUUUUCAUAUUCUACUUUUUAAGCAUAAUAUUAUGUGCCAGUUUGCCAAGGAAGUAAUCCUGAAUCUUGACUCUGAUUAUUGUUGGUUUUCCUGCUUUACAUUUAUUUCUGCAACAGCUUUUAUAAUGGCUGCUUUGUUAGUUCUGCAACAAAUACAAGCCUUCAAAUUUUCUAUUAGCUUAUGUACCAUUGUGUUUAAAAAUAACACCAUGUGAGCCAAGACAAACAAUAACAACUAGGAUAUAAAUAGAGCAGUUGGCCCUUAACAAAGAGCUGUCAAAUAUGUGUACGUAUCCCUCUGUCUAUCUGAUUCAGGCUACAUGCAGACUGUCUUUAUGUUCGACAAGGCAUGGUAGAUAGGGUGUGUGUGUGUGUGUGUGUGUGUGUGUGUGUGUGUGUGUGUGUGUGUGUGUGUGUGUGUGUGUGUGUGUGUUGUGAGGUUAGAUAAUGUCACGGUGGAGACUCAGCACACCAUUCAGAAGACGGCAGAAGCCUCAAGGAAGAGUCAUUGCAGCGGAGUGUGAGGGAAAAAACACCAAUACUUCUGUCAUGUUUUCAUAACAAGGGUAAGGCACUUUUUUCAUGCUUUAGAAAGGCAAAGAAAUGGCACUCAAAAUAUGAUCUAUUUAUAUACAAGCACUUAAUGGCACUGGUCAUAGUAUACCUGUAGAGAUGCUGGAGAGAUAUAGGAGCAACAUUUGAAAUCAUUGGAACAGAUUUAAAGUUACUCUACAUUUUUGUUUGUGAUCAACUUUUUGACCUCAUAGUUGAAGAAUUUCCUUCUCCUUCUUAAGAACUGUUAAGUUGGUGUACCAUGCUCUCCUUUAGGUAAGCCUGUUAUUUCAGCAGCACAGGAUUCUGUAGAGAUUUGACACUGAGCUUUAACUGACUGAACAUGUUUUUAGCUCUCAUAAGUUCAUGGCGCUGCAACUUCUCUGAUGGUUUUAAGGGUUUAGGGGUUAGUUUGAGCUUAAUCAAUUGUAACAAUUAAUGUAAACCAUUAUCAAAUGAUGAAUGCUUCCGUCAAAGUUUUCAAAAAUGUCUUCCUGUCAAAUGAACAUAACCAUUAUUACCAUUCCUUAAAGCAGUUUUGACACAUUUGAUCAACUAUAGGAACGUCUUGGUUGUUUUGCUAAAUGCAGCAGUUUUAUUUUAAAAGAAGUUGGAUAUUUUGUGUUGAAUCUUGCUGACUUGACUUUCGUACCUGAUCAUCUCUCAGGAAUCUUAAAUGAGGGUCAUUGUCUCACAUACACAAUAUGGCCUCAGUGCUACUGAUGGGAAUCAGGCAUGAAGAAUGAUAAUGCAGCAAUCGGAGGCAUCAGAUGACUCUGAAACAGCUGUAUAGAGCAGCCAGGCUCUCUGCAUGCAGAGCACAAACACUUCAUUUCUCAUGGGAGUAAAGAAAAGACAGAUUAUAACAUACACAUCACACCCAGAACUGGUUUGCUUAGACCAGUGGUUCUCAAGUCCAGUCCACAAGGCCCACUGUCCUGCAUGUUUUGGAUGUUUCCCUGCUCCAACACACCUAAUUCAAAUGAUCAGCUCGUUAUCAAGCUCUGUAAUGGCUUAAUAACGAGCUGAUUAUUUGAAUCAGGUGUGUUGGAGCAGGGAAACAUCCAAAACAUGCAGGACAGUGGGCCCUGAGGACUGGACUUGAGAACCACUGGCUUAGACUGAGACUGUAUGAAAUGCUGAUACUUGCUGAGGUCUGAAUUGCUGAAAGUUAACUAUUAUGGUAUUGUUAAUGCAGAUGAUGCUGCUCUAAAUGCCACAGAGAAAAAGAGAAGACAACACCAGAGUCUGUCUUUUUUGUCAUGGUGGGAAACCUGAUAAAAGUAUAAGGACCUCUGUAACCAUCAGGAGCUGAAGCCGCAGGAAACAUACCCUGCCAAAUUCAAACUUUGCACCAUGAUGGUCUCAGGCUCACACGAUGAGCAUUUACCCUCCAGUGGAUCAGCAAGUAGAGGAAGUGUGAGACAGUACGGGUCCAAUCAGUCUGGAUCUCAACACUUUGGAGAACAACUGAGCUCUAAUGGGAAUGUUUCACCGGUUGAAGCCAGUCCUUAUUUGGGGCCACAGGAGUACUCAGAGACGGACUAUCUGCUGCCAGAUAAACUCUAUGGCAGGUCGACGCUCAGUGCAUCCGUAAGGUCAGAUGAUGCUUGUGGUUCAGAUGCACCCGCAGAGACUGUGUGCUCCAUGGUGCUGCAGAUCCUAGUGCCAUUUCUGCUGUCUGGCUUUGGGACAGUCUCUGCAGGGAUGCUGCUGGAUGUUGUUCAGGUAAGAAAAUGAAGACAAAAUUCACCUCAGAGUUUGGAUGUACUUUGAAGUUUUCAUUAGUUUGUGUUCCUCUAAACACUUGGAACAAAUUCAAAAAACCCCUUACUUAUCAUAAGAUAAAGAAGGUAGUGGAGGGUUUUCUGUCUUUUCUCCUUAUCUCUGAAAUGUUAAUGUAAAUUUAAGAAAAUUAAAUAAAAUCUGAGUUCCUGUUAAGAGAUUUUUGCUGGUACCACACCAACCAAGCGGUGAUUUCUCAUAAUGACCCACAAAAGUGGACAAAACAACCAUUAUUUCUGGAAAUAGACUAAAUUAUUGGUCUGCUGGUGAUUUGAGCCAAUAAAUGGCUAAUUUACAUUAUAGGCAUUACCUUGGCAUUUGCCCUCGCAAAGUUGAUCUUAUUGUUAUCUUUCUGAUUAAAAAAAUAUAUAUUCCCAUCCCUAUGAGAACAUAUCAAAUCUUAAACAGCCACUGGGUAAUGACUAAUAUAUAUUCUGUUAUUUUGCAUAAUGCAGUACAAUAAUAUGUAAUAUGUAAUAAUACUCACCGACACUUAAAGCAAAAAAAAAAGUGAGAUCAAAGAUCUUUAGAGAUAAACAGGGACUUUAAAUUUGGGACAUCAUGUUUGGCAAAUAAGUCAAGGAUGUAAAAAUGAUAAAAUCAGUUUUCUUAAACUAUUUUGGCAAAUUACAAGGACAGAAAAGACAGCACUUUGAAUCUGUGAGUUUGUGGUCAUGGUGGUGUUAAAUCUUGGUAUUAAUAUGAAGUUUGAAUUUUGCCCUUUUUUUCAUGUCAGAACUGGGACGUUUUCCAGGAGAUCACAGAGCUCUUCAUCCUGGUCCCUGCUGUAUUAGGCAUGAAGGGCAACCUGGAAAUGACUCUGGCCUCCAGACUCUCAACCGCUGUGAGUUUGUUAUCACUCACUCACUCACUCACUCACUCACUCACUCACUCACUCACUCACUCACUCACUCACUCACUCACUCACUCACAUGCACGAAUGAGAGAGAGAGAGAGAGUGAGAGAGAGAGAGAGAGAGAGAGAGAGAGAGAGAGAGAGAGAGAGAGAACAAGGGACUCUGAUGCACAGCCCUAAUACCAUGAGAUUUGGGCCAUUGGGUAAAGUAUUGAUAAAAAUAGAUUUUGAUUGGUAAAUCCUUAAAAGCCCAUAUUUAAUUGAAAAUAGUGUGAAGGCAACAGAUCAGGUGUCGAAACCCAAAUGUCUGGUCUUUUAAUGAUUAUAUUUGUUCUCAUUUUAGACGAUUUCAGCAGAACAUUUUUAAAAGCAAUCAAUCAAUCUCAAUCAUAUGAGCCACUUUUAAAAUGCAAAAGACUUCAAUAUUUUAGAAAUGUUGUCACCUCCUCACCUGAUAUGAGGUUCUGGGUGCUCAGCAGUUUCCUGUACUUGUGUUAUAACGCACCAGAUGUUUUCAAAGGCUGGCAAGUCAGAACUGCAGACAGGUCAAUUUUGUAACCAGUCUCUUCUAUUACAGAGCCUUGCUGUUGCAACACAUGCGAAAUGUAGUUUGACAUCUUCCUGAUGUGCUCUACAAGGUUUUCCUUAAAAGAAGCAUUAUGUGGAUGCAUAUGUUGCCCCAAGAUCUGCGUUAAAAGUUCAACUCAGCAUUGAUGGUGCCUGCCCAGAUGAGUAAGCAUGUUGUGUGCACUUAAGCAUCCCCAAACCGUCAUGGCUGCUGGCUUUUUAAGUGUGUGCUGAAGAAAAGCACAGUGGUGGCUCUCCUCUUUACAUUAAAAGUGUAAUGUCCAUGUGUGUUUCAUAAAACAAUCAAUUUUUUUACUUUGAAAAUUUGACUUGUUGUCUCUGUCCUAUUCUCAAAUACAUACAGUAUAUACUUUAAAGGGUCUUUAAACCAUCCAGUUCUGCUUUUAUCAACAUUUUGCACAGCACACCAACUCUUAUGAAGUUGGGGUUCACCUAAAGUUACCUCAGUGCAGAAUAUAGUUUGAUAGAUAAAAUGAAUGAAUGAUUGAUUACUAAACAAGUUGGGCAGAGGAGUUGAUGUGAGGUGAGAGUGAAUAUAAUGAAGGUUAUCCACAGGGGAACUACAAACUCUUUCUCAGAAUUAUAUUUUUGCUCUCUUGCAUCAGGGGCCUCUGCCUUUGUGUGAAACUCCUCACAGACCUGUGAACACCGCAGCUGCAGAUACACUUGCAAUGUAAUAUCCUGCAGAGACAAAACAAUGCUUACAGUAUUCAAACUGGUCAGAUAGUCACACUCAGAUAAACAAAAGGUUUGUCUAAGAAGAAAGAGAUGUAACACUAAACUGUGAGAAUGGACCCAAAUGCAAGACUCUAUACCCAGAUCCAAAGUUACAAACCUGGAAGGCACAUGAAGGCAGCAACUGAGACUAUCUGAAACAAGAGUCGUGGGUAAACCCAACAUAAAAUCGCAAUCACAAGGCAUAACACAUGAGGGAAGGAAGUAGAACAACUUAACUACCAAGAAACAUGAACAUGAUAAUACAUUUACCAUUAUUGGAAUAAAGUAUAAUGAAAAAUACCCCGUAAUCCUGUUGUUGUCUGCUAUCAAUAAUGACUCUUCUCUUGAAAGCUAUGAAAAUAAAGCUUGUAGUCAGAUUUAAGAACCCAGAAUAGAUUUCCCAUAUGAAAUUUAGAGUUCUUUAAGCAUGUAAACUGUGUGAAAGACUAGCUUCUUUGAAGUUUCUGAAAACGUGAACAAUAUUGGGUUCAUAUUUGAUGUGGUUAAGCUUGAAGUUAACAUGAAGCUGAUGGUUUCAGGUGAAUUCAGGAAAAAUGGGCUCUGCCAGAGAAAAGUGGAUGUUGAUUGCUGGGAAUUUGGCGCUCAAACAGGUAUCUGGAAUCAACUUUUUCUUUAAAUGAAAAAUUACCCUUUCAAUGUUUCAUUUCUAUCAUGAGCUGUUCAUGGGUAUACUUGUCUGAAUAUGAACUGUUACCUCUACAGCUACAGGCCACAGUGCUCGGUGUGUUAGCCUCUCUACUGGCCACUUUGUUGGGCUGGAUGGCAGAAGGACAGAUGCCCCUUGAUCACAUCAUGCUCCUGUGUUCAACCAGUAUUUCUACUGCCUUCGUGGCCUCACUGCUGCAAGGUAAGGUGACACCUUUAACACUAAAGUUAACCUUUUUAUACACUGGGUUUCCACGUUUAUCACGCACUUGCACCAAACAGUCAAAUACAGCAUUGGCUCCAGAGAGGGCUUUAUGGAUAUGUUUUUAAGUGCCCCAUAUGGGUUAAAAGUGACAGACAUUUUGGCUUCACCUUGCCUCAUAUUCUCUCAGGUAUUAUAAUGGUAGGAGUGAUUAUUGGCUCCAAGAGGAUGGGGCUCAACCCUGACAACGUGGCCACACCUAUGGCAGCCAGCUUUGGGGACCUCAUCACUCUCGCCCUGCUGGCCUGCUUCAGUCAGUGGUUCUUCUCCUUCAUAGGUAAAGACAUGGACGAGGAGGACAAUCAAAUGGUCCUUUUGAUGUAAACGCAUAUAUAAGGGACAAAGACAAGCUUUAGAUUGAUUCCUGUUUGCUUAAAUUACAUCUUUUUGCUUGACAGAUGUUUAUCCCUACGUGUUGUAUCUGGUGGAUCUGUUAUUACUGUGUCUGAUCCCUCUGUGGGUGAUCAUCGCCUCUAAACAUUCAGCCAGCCUCAUCCUGCUCCGCACAGGCUGGGAACCCAUCAUUACAGCCAUGGUCAUCAGCAGGUACUCCGUUUUGCUCAUCUGUCCAGUCUGACAGCAAAUGAUUUUUAUCAGCUGAUGUUUUAAAAGGUACAAUGCAAAAGAUGACACUGAGAUAAUUGUUUUUUAAUCGAUUUAGCCGUCAAUAAAUCUUAUGAAUAAUUAAACAAAUGGGAAUAACAUUGUCUCUUUUCUAGCUUGUUAGAAUUAUCUUUUAUUUCUAAAACACUUUUUCUUCAAGGGUUUCUGGUUUACCAAUUUGUUUUGCCAUUUGAAGAGCAAGCUUUUUUUUUAUUUUUUUUUUUUUAUUUAGUAUCGGAGGCCUUAUUCUGGAAAAGACUGUGUCUGAUCAAAACCUGGCAGGAAUCAUAGUUUAUGCUCCUGUCAUCAAUGGUAGGUCGUCCUCUUCUUCUCUUCAUUUUUUCAAGAUUUCAUGAUUUUAAAACUCUGAAUCAUUCAUAAUGAAAAAUACUCAAAUGAUGUAAUGUGUCAAUACAAUCUUCUAUUUUUCAAGCAUGUGUGAAUUCCAUACUGACUUCACUUCGGGGCAUGAAAAAGCAAUUGGAAAAGAGUUGGUCUUUCAGUUUAAAGUUUUAGUAGUGUGUCUCAUACAUUAUCAUAUAUUAGUAAAAGGUUUAGUGCUCUACAAAGAGGUUUUUCAUCAAGUUUUAAACAGAUUUAUUUCUGUUAUAACCAUGCUGAUUACUGUUGCUUUAACCUGAGUUUUAUUUUUGGUCCCUUUAUGCCUUUGUGGAGAAAGAUGGGACAGUGGAUAAAAAUAGAAAACCGCAAAGAUGUGUAAACUAUUCAUGCCACAAGCAGAGCAUGGUGUCCAUGAUUUGAUUUGUCAGACCGCAGGAUAGUUUUCCACUUCAUCUUAGUCCAUCUCAAAUGGGCACAGGACCAGAGAAAGCAUUUCUGCAUCAUAUUUAUACUACUGUGUAUGAUUUUUUCUAUGUGGUGUAGUAUUAACCUGUGAUACAGUAAUGAACUGUUUACAUUAGUUUGGGGCAGUGAGUUUUAGCCCAUGCAGUGAUUUUCACCACAGAGUCAUGUGUGGUUUUAACAAAGUGACACCAGAGGAUAGUGAACAGAGCAGAAAAGUGUAAAGAGAAGUGCAAAGAGUCCACAAAGCCCCUCUGUUCACCUUCCAUAAUAUAUAUUUUUCCUCUUCAGGUAUAGGGGGGAACCUCGUCUCCAUCCAGUCCAGUCGUAUUUCCACAAGUUUGCAUUUAAAUUACCCACAUAGAGAGGUUCCCGAAGACAGGCAGAGUUGCUACAACCCCUGCCGAACUUUCUUUGGUACAGGUAAAUCUCAGGAGUUCAAACAUGUCGUUGGGGGCAGCUUGGUAACCUUGGUAACACACAUAUCUUCCCCCAGCACACAUGCACACAAUAACGUUUUAUUGUUUUUUUUCUGUGAUGGCAGGAGCAAACCAUCGAUCAGCUCAGGUUUUACUCCUCUUGGUCAUACCUGGUCAGCUGGUCUUCAUAUACACCAUUCACCUGAUCAAGGGGGGCCACACUCUGCCCAGUCCUCUCUUCACUGUCACCUUCCUGUCUGCAUCUCUGAUUCAGGUGGGUCUUAAGUGUGGUCAUUUAAACUCUCCAUACUUCAUCACUAUUCAACGAUAUCACUCCUGUGUGUGUCUCUCAGGUUUCCUCCCUGCUGUGUAUGGCUGACUGCAUGGUCCACUGUCUGUGGCGGAGGGGUAAAGACCCGGACAGUUAUUCCAUACCUUACCUCACAGCACUUGGAGAUCUGUUAGGGACCACUCUGCUGGCUCUGUCAUUCCUCAUCCUGUGGUGUGCUGGAGACUCAGGCAGUGUGUAGUUUCAAUGCAAUACAACCCUAACCACAUGGGAUACUUUUCAUCUGUUUGCUCUGUUCUGUUUCAAAUUUGUCAUGAUUUUAUAAUUGGAGCCGCUUUGACACCAAAAGAAUAGUUACAGGGGCUUCUUCAUGGUAUUAAAAUGUCACUUUGGCCCAUUGCUGUCUGCAUUUCCACACAGGUCAAAGAACUGGGACAAAAAAGUGAAAUAAAUGAAUUUACAUGUCGAGGAUUCCUCUGAAUAAAGAGUCUGAGUAUUCAGCACUGCGAUACUUUGAAAAGACUUCCUCUCUUGCAUGGAUCUUUUGGGAGAACAGAGGACUCUGAGGAUUUUAUUUGGACUCUCUAUUUUUAAAUUAACACAAGUGUAUUUAGCUAUAACACUCAUUGUCUGCGAAACUAAAGAUAUGUUACUUUUUAGUCAUAGAACUGGAAAUGUUUCACAGUUGGACAACACAAUUUGUUUCUGAGAAAAGGUUUUAUUUUUUUUAAAGCAAAACUUUCCAGGCUUUUGUGCUUUUUAUCAAAGAGGAGAGGACAGUGGACAGAGGGGCUGACAUUUGGGAAAGUGGCCACAGGUUGGCUGCCCAAUCGAGGACUAAAGCCUUUGUACGGGGCACACUGCUUAACCACUCGGCCGAACAAACAUCCUCACGAUCAUUUUUCAGUCAGAGGCAGUUUCUUUGAGAAAGGGAUGCUGUGUGAAAUUUACAAUUGGAUCCCAGCACCGCAUUUACAAGUUGUUGGGACAGUGGCAUGUUUACUAUUGUGUUUGAUCACCCUUCUUAUGGGAAUCCAGG
Molecule: messenger RNA, 10953 nt
Organism: Xyrichtys novacula (pearly razorfish)
Lineage: Eukaryota; Metazoa; Chordata; Actinopteri; Labriformes; Labridae
Source: the annotation of a GenBank genome assembly